Echinostoma caproni is the source of this 330-nucleotide messenger RNA. The record is from the annotation of a GenBank genome assembly. NCBI's taxonomy places the organism in Eukaryota, Metazoa, Platyhelminthes, Trematoda, Plagiorchiida, Echinostomatidae.
AUGGAUUUGGGAUUCCCUCGUCCGAAGGACGUUUACUGUCAGAGUUGCCCGGACGGAGUCGUGUCGCUAGCCUGUCACCAGUGGAGUGCCACAGGAUCUGUACUGUUCCUCCUGUUCGUGAAUGAUCUGCCCCCCCGGUUGAGCUCAUCUUGCGUCCUCUACGUGGAUGAUGUGAAACUGUGGAGAGCCAUGAGAACACCGGAGGACCACCAUGCCCUCCAAGAGGAUUUGGACAAGUUCGACCACUGGGCUGACGUCUGGGAACUUCCAGUGAACUCGUCGAAAUGCGCUCAUAUGCGCCUGAGAUGGAAUACACCGGAUAUUCCUUAG